UGCUCAAUCUUUAUAAACUUCAGACUUUUGGUCUCACUCAGAAACCCGCACACAGUUAGUAAACUAAUCUCUCUAAAUUACUAAGACCAUGGCUCUAACUGUGCGUGGUUUCAUCGUCAUGCCAAAUACCAACAUCGUCCAAAUUCCCAGUUGCGAGUCCUACCGACAUCGACCUGUGAAUACGCUGCAGAUCACGCAUCACGACCAUAUGUACGCCCGCAGGAAUAUUAGUCACUCCAUAAAAUGUGGAGGUAAAAGCAGGCCACCGAUCAGCAAAGGGGGCGGUGGGAAAAUUAAUGGGACGACGAAGUUGAGGGAGCGGAAUGUUUCUGAUCAAAUCAGCAGCUCAAAGACUGAUCAGAACGAUGGCAAGCAAACUAACGGAGAUGCCAAAGCUACAACAAGAAAGACUGGGUCUACUGGUUGAGUACUAUACAUAUCAGUUACUCUUUUUAGUUAAGUGAUAAGCUGUGUGGAGUCUGUGAUGGAUUUAAGCCCUAGUUUGGGGUUGA
This is a messenger RNA of Malus domestica (apple), 512 nucleotides long. RefSeq lists its product as uncharacterized. The record is from RefSeq and is a predicted model, not a curated record. Lineage: Eukaryota; Viridiplantae; Streptophyta; Magnoliopsida; Rosales; Rosaceae.